Molecule: messenger RNA, 522 nt
Organism: Mycena indigotica
Lineage: Eukaryota; Fungi; Basidiomycota; Agaricomycetes; Agaricales; Mycenaceae
Exons: 3
Coding region: 1-522 (173 amino acids)
Cellular component (GO): post-mRNA release spliceosomal complex; U2-type spliceosomal complex
Source: RefSeq, a predicted model, not a curated record
AUGGAGUCUUCUCUUUCCGCCACCUCUGAGGCACGAAAGGCGCGUCUACUCGCGCUACGUCGAAGAAAGGAGGGCGGAGACGGGUGCGCUAUGUUUGUUCUAGCUUGGGGAAGAGAUCUAAUGAUGCUUUCCAGCGCGGAUGAUUCCAUACUAAAGAGUCGCAAUUUUGACCCUGAGACUCGUACGCUCAAGAAGCGACCUGUAUUCCAAGAUGACACGGAAAUGAAGGACACUGUUGAAAACAACGUGGCUGGGCUGGCCGAGAAAAUCAUCACAGAAGAUGAGCAACGGAGAGCGCAGGAGCUGGACAUCUUCAACAUUGCUCCAAAAAGACCAAAUUGGGACUUGAAGCGCGAAAUGGACAAGAAACUGGCAAAACUACAACGACGAACACAAGAGUCCAUCCACACAUUGAUUCGUAGGAGAUUAGCGGAGCAAAAGGGCGAGACUGGGGACAUUGCUGGUGCUAUGCGUGCCGAAGAGAAGGCUCAAAACCAAGACGACGAUGACGACGACGAUUGA